Molecule: messenger RNA, 924 nt
Organism: Dovyalis caffra
Lineage: Eukaryota; Viridiplantae; Streptophyta; Magnoliopsida; Malpighiales; Salicaceae
Source: the annotation of a GenBank genome assembly
AUGGAAGGUAAAAAUGAAGGAGAGGAGAAUCCUUCUCGUGGGAAUGAUUGGGAGGUUGUAUCUCUGACGGCAUCAACAUAUGCAGCUGCUCCUGGUCCAGAAGAAGUUGAUCAGAGGGAUUACGAUAACAAGAAGGCUUUUGGAGAGGAUGAGGCUGAAACUUCUCAUGCUUUAUUCAUGUCUCGUCACUUUGUUUUUCCACCGAGUCAACAUGAGAAUUUGCCACUGGAGUCUGUUAACAGUGAGAUUCUUGGUAUACAUGAAGGGAAGAACAUGGCCCCUGAACUUGGUGCAGAAGAAGGAGGUAGAUCCAGUAGUAAGAAUGAAGAGAUUUGGCCACUCAAGGGGUUGGAUGAAUCUGAAGAGUUCCCUGGGAUACAGUUGUUCGAUGGGAAGGGAAAAAAUGGUAAAGAAUUUGAAGAGAGCACAACUCUGCAAGAUUUCAGUGACAAGGAACAAAAUAUAUACGGUACAGCUACACUUAGUUCUUUCCACAACGAAACAGCACUUGGUGGAUCAACCACCUAUGGUGAGGACCUGGGUUUUCCUGAAGUAAAUGAACCUUCUGAAAGGGGCUUGGACUUUCCUACUGACGUUCCUCUCUCACCGAAAGCUGCCAAAGAUGAUGAUGACCUUCCUUGUGAUACUUGGUGGAAGAGAAGGGCAGCUUCCUUGUAUGCUCAUGCAAAAGAGGCGAAUGCAUUUUGGUCCAUUUUUGUUGCAGCAGCUGUGAUGGGAAUUGUAAUCCUUGGGCAGCGCUGGCAGCAAGAAAGGUGGCAGGCGUUGCAACUUAAGUGGCAGGCUAGCAUCAACAAUGAGAAAAGUGGGAGGAUAUUGGGGCCUAUAACUCGACUUAAAGAUGUGAUUGUGGGCGGCAAUCGACGUGGUUCCUUUAUCAGGGGAAGUGCCUCAAGUGACAACUAA